This is a messenger RNA of Aspergillus homomorphus CBS 101889, 3086 nucleotides long. Its product is annotated as SLC26/SulP family anion transporter. Gene Ontology annotation, cellular component: membrane. Gene Ontology annotation, molecular function: secondary active sulfate transmembrane transporter activity. NCBI's taxonomy places the organism in Eukaryota, Fungi, Ascomycota, Eurotiomycetes, Eurotiales, Aspergillaceae. Gene Ontology annotation, biological process: transmembrane transport. The record is from RefSeq and is a predicted model, not a curated record. The transcript is spliced from 4 exons. The coding region runs from base 357 to 2879 and encodes 840 amino acids.
GACGCUUCAGGCGGGCAGUUUUGAUAUUUCGCGUUUGGAGCUUGCGAUCACGACAUCGUUUCUUGGCUUUCCGAUCCCCAUUUUAAGCCCACAUUGUUCCCGCCUCCACUACUACUACGACUAUAUUAUCUCCCUCCCCAGGUCUGCUUUGGGAUUUGGAUUAAUAUCCCUGGAGACAUUGUGUGUUUUCCCAGUUUAUAUACAUCGGACCCUCUCCCCCCUCGGUUUUAUCUUCUGUGCAAGUGUUCCAUCUACCGCGCCCCCAACAGAACCGAGUGAUCUAGUGGUUCCGGGCACUUUUUAGCCCUACUCUAUCAAGCUCGCCGGUAUCGCCACCCGAGUCGACCACACCGAUCAUGUCGAAAGACUUCACAACCAAAGUCGGUCAUGGGCUGGCCAAGGGUCUGGGGAUCAAGACGCCCUACCGGGAUCCCCUGGGCGCCCAAGCCGAUCCGGUUACCAGAGGCGAAUCGACCUUUUCCUACGGCACUAUCGACACCUAUUCCUAUCUUGAGCAGGAGCCGACCACAGCUGAAUGGUUCAAGGAAAUCACCCCUAGCUGGGAUGAUGUAGCUCGGUACUUUUACAGAUUAUUCCCCUUCCUCUCGUGGAUCACGAGGUACAAUACACAAUGGUUCUUGGGUGAUUUGGUCGCUGGUAUCACUGUGGGCGCUGUUGUCAUUCCCCAAGGAAUGGCCUACGCCAAACUGGCUGAAGUACCUGUUCAGUAUGGACUCUAUUCGUCUUUCAUGGGUGUCCUCCUCUACUGGUUCUUCGCGACGUCCAAAGAUAUCACCAUCGGUCCUGUCGCUGUUAUGUCUACUUUGGUUGGAACUAUCGUUCUCGAUGCCGAGGAGAAGCUUCCAGAUGUUCCGGGGCACGUCGUUGCCUCGUGCUUGGCUAUUCUCUGCGGUGCUAUUGUCUGUGCUAUGGGGUUGCUUCGCCUUGGAUUUAUUGUGGAUUUCAUCCCAUUGCCCGCCAUCUCUGCUUUCAUGACUGGUUCGGCUCUCAACAUCGCCUCUGGUCAGGUCAAGAACCUGCUCGGCGAAUCCGCAUCUUUCUCCACUCGCGAUGCAACCUAUAUGAUCAUCAUCAACUCGCUCAAACACCUGCCUUCCGCUGGCAUCGACGCUGCUCUGGGAGUGACCUCCCUGGCCAUGCUGUACAUGAUCCGCUCGGGCUGCAACUACCUUGCUCGCAAGUACCCUCGGAAGGCUAAGGUCUGGUUCUUCGCCUCGACCUUGCGUACGGUCUUUGUUAUUCUGUUCUACACGAUGAUUAGUGCAGCUGUCAACCUACACCGCAAGGAUGAUCCUAUGUUCAAUGUCAUCGGCAAAGUUCCACGGGGCUUCAAAGAUGCCCGUGUUCCCCGCGUUGAUGCUGAGGUUAUUUCAGUCUUCGCCAGCCAACUCCCCGCCUGCGUUAUCGUCCUUCUCAUCGAACACAUCGCCAUUUCGAAGUCCUUUGGUCGCGUUAAUAACUACACUAUCGACCCAUCCCAGGAACUCGUCGCUAUCGGUGUCUCGAACUUGCUCGGGCCCUUCCUCGGUGCUUACCCUGCUACUGGAUCCUUCUCUCGCACUGCCAUCAAGUCGAAGGCUGGUGUCCGGACUCCGUUGGCCGGUGUUAUCACGGCUGUCGUCGUGCUGCUUGCGAUCUAUGCCCUGACCGCCGUCUUCUUCUACAUUCCACAGGCCGCCCUCUCCGGUGUCAUCAUUCAUGCUGUUGGAGACUUGAUCACCCCUCCCAACACCGUCUACCAAUUCUGGCGCGUCUCACCGAUCGAUGCGCUGAUCUUCUUCAUCGGUGUCUUUGUCACUGUUUUCUCGUCUAUUGAGGAUGGUAUCUACUGCACCAUUUGUGUCUCUGUGGCAGUGCUUCUGUUCCGUGUCGCCAAAGCCCGUGGCCAGUUUCUCGGCCGCGUCACCAUCCACUCGGUCAUUGGCGACCACCUUGUGCAGGGCGAUGGCAAGUAUGGGUCGGGCAACAACUCCAACUCUCCCGGCAGUGACGAGGACGGUUCUCGCCGCUCGAUCUUCCUUCCGCUCAACCACGCCGACGGCUCCAACCCCGAUGUGGAGUUGGAACAGCCGUACCCCGGUAUCUUCAUUUACCGGUUCUCCGAAGGAUUCAACUACCCGAACGCCAACCACUACACCGACUACUUGGUCCAGACCAUUUUCCGGGAGACGCGACGCACGACCCCGUUCUCCUACGAUCAGCGAGGCGAUCGGCCAUGGAACGAACCGGGCCCUCGCAAGAACACCCCCCAGGAAGAUCAGCGCUCGCAACGACCUCUGCUCCGUGCCAUCGUUCUCGAUUUCUCGUCCGUUAACAAUGUGGAUGUGACAUCCAUCCAGAACUUGAUCGACGUGCGCAACCAACUGGACCUCUAUGCGGCCCCUCGCGCUGUGCAGUGGCAUUUCGCUCAUAUCAACAACCGGUGGACCAAGCGGGCGCUGGCGGCCGCAGGUUUCGGCUUCCCGACCCCCAACUCCGACAACGGGUUCCACCGCUGGAAGCCGAUCUUCAGUGUGGCCGAGAUCGAAGGCCGGUCGUCCGCUGCCGCUCAUGCCGAAUUGCUCAACAACGAACAUGCCCAGCACGCCCAGCAUGCCGUUCACAGGCAUGACGUCGAGGAUGGCCUCAAGCACGAGGGACACACGUCAGAGCGCGAAACGCAAGGCGUUGAGGAGGCUUCGGACAUUAGCAGCGUUCCCGAUGACAAAUUGCAUCACGACCUGAAAGAUAGCAAAGCCUACCGGAACCGGCGAAAGGUGGCUGUGGUGCAGGGCAUCAACCGGCCAUUCUUCCACAUUGACUUGACCAGUGCGCUCGAGAGUGCUCUGGCCAAUGCACCGUCCGAAGAGUUCGAGUGAAGCACCCUCAGGCAAGCUCCCUGGAUGGAGCUCUGAUACGAACAUAUUCGAUGAUUUUGUUGUUGCUAUUUUCUAAUCCACAUGAUGUCAUUUGACUAAAAUAAGCGAUUGUUUGGACAUAACGGAUUUUGUGAAUACUCUUUCGGUUUCUUUGAAAGCUAUACCCCCCGAUGUCUCUUGGAUUUUUUAUAGAUGAACUAAUUGAGG